This is a messenger RNA of Gastrolobium bilobum, 2253 nucleotides long. Its product is annotated as protein DETOXIFICATION 12-like. The transcript is spliced from 8 exons. Gene Ontology annotation, cellular component: membrane. Gene Ontology annotation, biological process: xenobiotic detoxification by transmembrane export across the plasma membrane. Bases 93 to 1559 code for a protein of 488 amino acids. Lineage: Eukaryota; Viridiplantae; Streptophyta; Magnoliopsida; Fabales; Fabaceae. Gene Ontology annotation, molecular function: antiporter activity; xenobiotic transmembrane transporter activity. The record is from RefSeq and is a predicted model, not a curated record.
GUAAAUAUAACAUCUAAAAUACUAUGAAAAGUCCAAAGCCCUGUUAUACAGACUCAUCUCUCUGUGUUUCGACUCAGUACGUCUCUUGAGUGAUGGGAGAGAAAAGCAUGGAAGAAACUCUACUAGCGAAAGAGAUUGUGACUGAACAACCGAGAGUUACAUGGGAUGUUUUCAGUCUAGAAAUGAGGAGGAUUUGCCACAUAGCAGGGCCUAUGGUGGCUGUGAUUUCAUCUCAAUAUUUGUUGCAAGUUGUCUCAAUCAUGAUAGUUGGUCAUCUCGGUGAGCUCUAUCUCUCUGGCGCUGCCUUAGCCAUCUCCCUUGCCUCGGUCACAGGUUUCAGUUUUCUUAUGGGAAUGGCUAGUGGACUGGAAACUAUUUGUGGACAGGCUUAUGGAGCUCAGCAAUAUCAAAAAAUUGGAGUGCAAACAUACACUGCUAUAUUCUCUCUCAUUUUGGUUUGUCUUCCCUUGUCUUUACUCUGGAUCAACAUGGAAAAGAUACUAGUUUUCAUAGGCCAGGACCCUCUAAUUGCACAUGAAGCAGGGAAAUUCACAAUUUGGCUUCUUCCAUCACUUUUUGCAUAUGCAAUUCUACAGCCGUUAGUUCGAUAUUUUCAAAUACAAAGUUUGCUUCUUCCCAUGCUUGUUAUUUCUUGUGUCACUCUUUGUCUUCAUAUACCCCUUUGUUGGGCUUUGGUAUUCAAGACUGGACUGAAUAAUGUUGGUGGAGCCUUAGCACUUAGCAUUUCAUACUGGUCAAAUGUGAUUUUUCUUGGAUUAUAUAUGAGAUACUCUUCUACAUGUGCAAAAACCCGUGCACCAAUUUCUGUGGAGCUGUUCCAAGGAAUUGGGGAGUUCUUUCGUUUUGCUAUCCCUUCUGCAGUAAUGAUUUGCCUUGAAUGGUGGUCAUUUGAGCUGCUUGUCUUGCUGUCUGGGCUGUUACCAAAUCCACAACUUGAAACUUCAGUUCUAUCCGUAUGUCUCAAUACCAUUGCAACUCUGUAUACAAUACCCUUUGGAAUUGGUGCUUCAGCAAGCACAAGGGUUUCAAAUGAAUUAGGAGCUGGGAAUCCACAUGGUGCCCGUGUUGCUGUGUUGGCUGCGAUGUGCCUUGCAGUCAUUGAGACAAGCAUAGUAAGCGGAACCCUCUUUGCCUGCCGCAAUGUGUAUGGUUAUAUUUUCAGCAAUGACAAGGAAGUUGUUGAUUAUGUCACUGUCAUGGCUCCUUUGGUUUGUCUAUCUGUUAUACUGGACAGCAUACAAGGUGUUCUCGCAGGGAUUGCUAGAGGUUGUGGCUGGCAACACAUAGGGGUAUAUAUCAAUCUAGGGGCCUUCUACCUCUGUGGGAUUCCAGUUGCAGCCUCAUUGGCAUUUUGGCUAAAACUGGGAGGAAAAGGUCUUUGGAUUGGGAUACAAAGUGGUGCUUUUGUUCAAUGUGUUUUGCUUUCUACCGUAACAAGUUGCAUCAAUUGGGAACAGCAGGCAAUCAAGGCAAAAAAGAGAUUAUUUGAUGGUCAAUUUUCAGCAGAUAACAGACUGGUAUCUGAAUCCCAUGCUUAAGGGGCAAUCUUCUAAUGAUGGGGACAAUUCUCCAUGAGAUAAUCUUAAAUAUACAAAUUUUUGACAUCAAGGGCUAGAAUUUUGUGAGGAAUUGAAAAUUAUCUUUGGGGAAAUAGUGGUAACAAGUCAACAUGCAUGGACCCCAGCAAUGGGUGUACCCAUUGAAGAUGGUACCAUAAAUACCAAUCCAACUAUUCUCAAGGAAAUUGCUGAAUAUGAUGAUUAAGAAUAUAAUCCUAAUGAAGAUGCUAGCCCUGUGAACCUAUGGUAAAUAACCAACUCAAGAGGAAAAAAUGGCAUCUGAAGCAAUGAGUAAAAAAAUGGCAAAGGGUAAGCAAAAGAAUGGGAUUGUAGCAAACUUGCUAAAAACAUUAGAGCAAAUGGCCAAAACAACAGAGAGUCAUAAUGCAGUUGAAGCGACUUAGAUGUCACAAACAUAUGAAAUUAGUGGACACUUUUCCAUUCCGGAUGGCAUUAAAAUACUGAAAAAUUGAGAGAUGAAGGGAAAUUGGAUGCCAAACAAUUUUCUAUGCAGUAGCUUUGUUUAGAGUGCAACAAGAAAGAAUCAUUAUUAUGUCCUAUUCAUGAUCUCAUAGGGUGGAUUUUGUACAAAUAUGAAUUAGAUAAAAACUCUAGUGAUUAGGUUGUAAUUUGAUUAUAUUUGCUUUUCUCAUGUUAAAUGUUGGACUAAUUU